ACCAGCAGUGAAAUAGUGCGGACCAUGCUGCGGAUGAGCGAGGUCACCACGUCCUCCAGCGCGCCCUACACCCAGCCCCUCUCCUCCAACGAGAUAUUCAGAUCUCUUCCAGCUGGAUACAACAUCACAAAGCAAGUUCUGGAUCAAUAUCUCACCCUCUUAGCAGAUGACCCGCUGGAGUUUGUGGGUAAAUCCGGGGACAGCGGCGGGGGCUCGUUCACUGUCAAUCUUCACAAGGCCUGGGCAUCUCUGGCCACAGCCACCCUGGAGUCCAUCGUGGAGGAGAGAUUCGGUUCCCGCUGCGCCAGGAUCUUCCGUUUGCUCCUGAGAAAGAAGCAUUUGGAGCAGAAACAAGUGGAGGACUUUGCAAUGAUCCCAGCCAAGGAGGCCAAGGACAUGCUCUACAAAAUGCUGUCGGAGAAUUUCGUGUCCCUGCAGGAGAUUCCCAAGACCCCGGACCACGCGCCGUCCCGCACGUUCUACCUCUACACCGUGAACGUCCUGUCCUCCACGCGGAUGCUGCUGCACAAGUGCUACAAG
Antrostomus carolinensis (chuck-will's-widow) is the source of this 540-nucleotide messenger RNA. Its product is annotated as DNA-directed RNA polymerase III subunit RPC3-like. Lineage: Eukaryota; Metazoa; Chordata; Aves; Caprimulgiformes; Caprimulgidae. The transcript has 6 exons. Gene Ontology annotation, cellular component: RNA polymerase III complex. Gene Ontology annotation, molecular function: single-stranded DNA binding. The record is from RefSeq and is a predicted model, not a curated record. The annotation marks the transcript as partial. Gene Ontology annotation, biological process: DNA-templated transcription.